GGGAUUCCUCGUCCACAAGCCUUCCAUUUGUACUUACGAAAGCAGUUUAUCAACGUAAUAUCAUUCUCAAAACUCUUCAAACUUUAAUUUGUUGAGACAAAGGGAAAGCAGGCUGAGAGAUGGAAAAGGAAAUGAAGUUCAAGUGUAUAGCCUUGAUCAAUUUUUUAGUUUUACAGUGUCUGGCAAUUCUUGGUGUUUCAAAGGGUUUUGAUUUCUUCUACUUUGUUGAACAAUGGCCAGGAUCAUACUGUGAUUCAGACAAGUUUAGUUGUUGCUACCCUACAACAGGGAAGCCUGCAGCUGAUUUCAGCAUUCAUGGACUUUGGCCUAAUUACAGAAAUGGAUCAUACCCUCAAAACUGUGAUCCUAACAAUCCUUUUAAUGAAUCUGAGAUAGCGGACCUCAUCAGUAGCAUGAGGAGGAAUUGGCCAUCACUAGCUUGUCCAAGCAGCAGUGGAGAAAGCUUUUGGUCUCAUGAAUGGGAGAAACACGGUACCUGCUCCGAGUCCCUCCUUGAUCAACAUAGCUACUUCCAAACAGCUCUCACCUUAAGACAACAAACAAAUAUCCUCCAAAGUCUAAAAAGUGUAGGAAUCAUUCCAGAUGGAGGAUCUUAUAGCCUUGCCAACAUUAAAGAUGCUAUAAAAAAUAGAACUGGUUAUACUCCAUGGAUCGAGUGCAAUGAAGACUCAUCGGGGAACAGCCAGCUUUACCAGGUGUAUUUAUGUGUGGACAGUUCGGGGUCAAACCUCAUAGAAUGCCCUGUAUUUUCCAAAGGAAAAUGUGUUUCAGAGAUGGAAUUUCCUACCUUUUAGAUUCUGAUGAUUUAUAUUUAUAUAUAUAUUUCAAACUACAGCAUUUUAUCA
Messenger RNA from Gossypium arboreum, 866 nucleotides. RefSeq names its product extracellular ribonuclease LE-like. Gene Ontology annotation, cellular component: extracellular region. Bases 120 to 815 code for a protein of 231 amino acids. Gene Ontology annotation, biological process: RNA catabolic process. The record is from RefSeq and is a predicted model, not a curated record. NCBI's taxonomy places the organism in Eukaryota, Viridiplantae, Streptophyta, Magnoliopsida, Malvales, Malvaceae. Gene Ontology annotation, molecular function: RNA binding; ribonuclease T2 activity. The transcript is spliced from 4 exons.